Molecule: messenger RNA, 264 nt
Organism: Pyrenophora tritici-repentis Pt-1C-BFP
Lineage: Eukaryota; Fungi; Ascomycota; Dothideomycetes; Pleosporales; Pleosporaceae
Source: RefSeq, a predicted model, not a curated record
AUGAGAGAUGAUGUUCGUGGUGUGCACGACAAAAUAGCAGCGAGGGUCGGCAGCUCUGAUCCAGGGGAAUUGUAUGAAUGCGAUGAGUGGAACAAGUUAGAGUACAACUGCGCAAGACACGGAAGAGCUGGGACAGGUCCUUUCGAAGAGUAUCGAUUUGUCAACAACGAGCGCUCUUACCUCAAGGGCUUCAUCCAGCUCGUCAUUGGUGGUUUGCCAGCUCAAGUCAACCCACCAUUCCACAAGGCUUAUCAAAGCAGCUGA